Lynx canadensis (Canada lynx) is the source of this 623-nucleotide messenger RNA. It is a transcript of the gene HMGB4, whose product is annotated as high mobility group box 4. Gene Ontology annotation, biological process: regulation of transcription by RNA polymerase II. Lineage: Eukaryota; Metazoa; Chordata; Mammalia; Carnivora; Felidae. The record is from RefSeq and is a predicted model, not a curated record. The transcript has a single exon. The coding region runs from base 42 to 623 and encodes 193 amino acids. Gene Ontology annotation, molecular function: DNA binding, bending.
GCUAUCCAAGUUACUGAAUCCAGAAAAAAAAAAAUGACCUUAUGAACAUGGGAAAAGAAAUUGAGCUAAGGCCCAAGGCAAAUGUCUCUUCUUACAUCCACUUUUUGCUGAAUUACAGGAACAAGUUCAAAGAGCAGCAGCCAAAUACCUACCUCAGCUUUAAAGAGUUCUCUAGAAAGUGUUCGGAAAAAUGGAGAUCCAUCUCAAAACAUGAAAAGGCCAAAUAUGAAGCCCUGGCCAAGCUCGACAAAGCCCGAUACCAGGAAGAGAUGAUGAAUUAUGGUGGCAAGAAGAAGAAGAGGAGAAAGAGGGACCCCUACGCACCCAGACGGCCCCCAUCGUCUUUCUUGCUCUUCUGCCAAGACCACUAUGCCCAGCUGAAGAGGGAGAAUCCGAACUGGUCUGUAGUGCAGGUGGCAAAGGCCUCAGGGAAGAUGUGGUCAGCAACAACAGGUGCUGAAAAGCAGCCAUAUGAGCAAAGAGCAGCUCUCCUGAGAGCCAAGUACCAAGAGGACGUGGAAAUCUACCGUAAACAACGUAAGGCCAACAAGGGCCACCAACGGUCAGCUAAGAACCAGCGAAGAGGGAAAAUGGAGUCGGACAAGGCUGACGGAUCCAAUUAG